AUGUCGGACCUAAACGGCAUCAGCCAGCUGAACGGCACGGCUGACCCUUCCACGGAGAUGCACCUACACGACGUCGAGAAACAAUCAGAAGAAACAACAGACGUACUAGAACCGCCAACCCUACCGCCCUUGUCGACAGUGACUCGCAACCUACACAAUCAAAUAACAGCAUUCCUCACCGAGGAACAUGAUCCGUCUUCCCUCCUCUACCGCGUCCAGCAACAAACCCGCAUCUCUCUAGACGUUAUCCGAGAAUCCCUAACACGAUACCCCAUCCACGAACUCUCCAUCUCCUACAACGGCGGGAAGGACUGUCUCGUUCUCCUCUUACUCUUCCUCGCAAGCCUACAUCAGCACUGCGCCUCGACCAGUCCAUCAUGCGCUUCCUCCGUUGCCAGCAACCAGUCUCAUAGCAGCAGCAACCCUCCUUCCCACCCAACAUAUAUACCAGCGAUAUACGCGCAACCUAAGCACCCUUUCCCUUCAGUCGAGAAGUUUGUCACGCAAUCGUCUCGGGCUUACCAUCUCAAGUUGACUCGCCACUCGACCGACCCUCCGCAUUCUACCAUCCGUUCUACAUUUGCCGAAUACCUGUCUUCUAAUCCACAAGUACGAGCUAUAUUCGUCGGAACACGCCGCACCGAUCCCCAUGGUGGUAAACUAACGCAUUUCGACCGUACGGAUCAUGGAUGGCCGGACUUCAUGCGUAUUCAUCCUAUAAUUGAUUGGCAUUACGUGGAGAUUUGGGCGUUUAUUAAGCAUCUGGGGAUAGACUAUUGUCCGCUUUAUGACCAGGGAUAUACCAGCUUAGGAGGAACCAACGAUACCCAUCCAAACCCGAAAUUGAAGGUAGAGAAGGCAAUUGAGGGUGACGGAGUGAAUAAUCAUGUUGUUACUUAUAAACCUGCCUACGAGUUAAUAGAAGAUCAAGAGGAGCGGCUGGGGAGGGAUUAA
Nannizzia gypsea CBS 118893 is the source of this 954-nucleotide messenger RNA. Its product is annotated as FAD-synthetase. Lineage: Eukaryota; Fungi; Ascomycota; Eurotiomycetes; Onygenales; Arthrodermataceae. Gene Ontology annotation, molecular function: FMN adenylyltransferase activity. Gene Ontology annotation, biological process: FAD biosynthetic process. The record is from RefSeq and is a predicted model, not a curated record. The coding region runs from base 1 to 954 and encodes 317 amino acids. The transcript has a single exon.